UAUUACAGUGUUCCUAUUGGUGAUUUACAGUUUCUGGAGUCGAGAGUAUUCGAACUUGUUUAUACUUAUGGAUACUUAUACUCCUGAAGAAUGUUAUUUUCUCGCGGCGUAUGCUAAAGGAAAUACUUUUUUUAAACAUCACAUUUGCGUUUUAAAUCAUAUUUAUCGUUCGUUAUUAAUGUAUAACGAUUUAAUUUGCUUGCAUCAUAUACUCGACAUCUCGAAGGAAACGAAACUGGAUUUCUGGUCAUUGUUUUCAAGAAAGCUUCCGCACAAUCAAAUAGAUUUUUCCCAUGCUUCAUUAUUGGGAAAUCCGAAGAUUUUCGUGAGUAUUACAAUAUGUGGCGCGAUAAAUAAAUACCAUCAUGGUUUGUUUAUGGAAUGCGUUGAGAUAAAACCAUACAUUUUCCUGAAACGGGAAGAUUCUAUUUUCUAUCGGAAGAUGUCCAGCUGUUUAUCGGAGAAGAAAGUGUCCCGCUGCCCCGUCAACUUUAGAUGCAGCCAAAUCAUUUCGAUCUUCGGCAGACGACAGUGCCUCUAUCCUCUAAUCAUUGAACUCAGUCUGGCCGAUUUUGAUGUGGCUCUGCAAGUUCUCUGGAGGUCCAUACCUGAUCCCCUUCUCACGAAAGAGGAAUUUUUUCGAAUCUUCUCCGGUUUGGAUUUCAUGGAUUCCAAUGAUGUACAGGAAGCGAACAGAAUAUGGGGGUGGUACACUCACUUAUUAGUGGGAGGCAUCGAAAUUGCGACGAAAUGUCCCAGAUCUCUGUGUCACCUUUCCAGGUGUGCCAUUAGAGGAAGAUUGAAAGAAUGCUUUGCGUUGCCCUACGGUGUGCAUCUGCUGGACAUUCCUAAACAAUUAAAACAGUAUUUGCUUUUAAAUGACGAAUGUCAAUUCUCAAUGUGAUCAUAACUAUGCAGGGUGUUCUGUAGUAACUGCCCUUCCUAUAAUUUCUAAAAACGCGGAUCUCUGUGUCACUUUUACAGUUGUGCCAUUAGAGGAAUGCUUUGCUUUGCUUGAGCAUCUGCUGGACAUUCCUAAACAAUUAAAACAGUAUUUCCUUUUAAAUGACGAAUGUCAAUUCUCAAUGUGAUCAUAACUAUGCAGGGUGUUCUGUAAUAACUGCCCUUCCAGUAAUUUUUAGCAUCUUAGAUCUCUGUCUCACCUUUGUAUUUAUGCCAUUAGAGGAAGAUUGAAAGAAUGUUUAGCUUUGCCCUACGGUGUGCAUCUGCUGGACAUUACUGGGUGUUCUGUAGUAACUGCCCUUCCUAUAAUUUUUAAAAUUCCAGAUCUCUAUGUCACUUUUCCAGUUGUGCCAUUAGAGGAAGAUUUCAAAGAAUGCGAUGCCCAACGGUGUGCAGCUGCUGGACAUUCCUGAACAUUUAAAACAGUAUUUGCUUUUAAAUUA
This is a messenger RNA of Parasteatoda tepidariorum (common house spider), 1406 nucleotides long. The record is from RefSeq and is a predicted model, not a curated record. Lineage: Eukaryota; Metazoa; Arthropoda; Arachnida; Araneae; Theridiidae.